Molecule: messenger RNA, 666 nt
Organism: Caenorhabditis bovis
Lineage: Eukaryota; Metazoa; Nematoda; Chromadorea; Rhabditida; Rhabditidae
Source: the annotation of a GenBank genome assembly
AUGGAGGAGCAGAGUGCGUUGAUGCUUGAGAAAAUGCUUUUUACUUCGUCGAAACCGGAUGAGAAUGUGCAUCGAUGCGUCGUGGCGAUCGAUGACACACACGCGGCGUCGUUCCGCCAUGGGCAGCAUUCUAGGCUGCAAAUGAAUGAGACGGUGAUGCUGUACAACGUCUUGAAUCCUGUGAUACGAUACGAGUCGACGGUAGCGGCAGUGUCGGAAAGUUACGACAUCAUUGUAUUCAAGCUGAAGAAAGACAAAUUCGAGAGCUUUCCCCGCGGUGUGGGAAGGCUCUUCCGCGGAAGGGAAUAUCUGCAACUGGGAGUGGACUCACGCCGAGAGCCGAAUUGGAAGCAUGGGAUCAUUUCGCAUGAGAAAAGGGGUUUUUACGUCGGAACGUCACAUGGACAAGUGGGAGACUCGGGAUCGGGCAUUUUUGACUCUUCUGGACUCUUCCUUGGAAUAUCUGUUGGCAAGAAGUGUUUCUCUUUCUGCGAUUGGAAGAAUAUGCCGGUUGGAGAAAUCGCGGACCAUCAUCCAGACACUCAGAUCAUCAGUUCUGAAGUUAUCUUUGCGUUCUCGGGAAUUAUAGAUGACGAAGUAAUUCGAGCCAAACAAGGAAAGUGCGCUUGUCUCCACGGACAAGCGAUCUCCACGGAUUUUUUCUAA